This is a messenger RNA of Lethenteron reissneri (Far Eastern brook lamprey), 2643 nucleotides long. RefSeq names its product transcription initiation factor TFIID subunit 6-like. The record is from RefSeq and is a predicted model, not a curated record. Gene Ontology annotation, cellular component: SLIK (SAGA-like) complex; SAGA complex; transcription factor TFIID complex. Gene Ontology annotation, biological process: transcription initiation at RNA polymerase II promoter; RNA polymerase II preinitiation complex assembly. Gene Ontology annotation, molecular function: RNA polymerase II general transcription initiation factor activity; transcription coactivator activity; protein heterodimerization activity. Lineage: Eukaryota; Metazoa; Chordata; Hyperoartia; Petromyzontiformes; Petromyzontidae.
CCUAAGAUGGCCGAUGAAGGGGGCCAGGAAACCCACGGGCUAUUGUUGAUGGGGACGGUCGGCCCCGAUUAUUUUACGCGGGUUAAAGUGUUUUGUUAAAUGUGAAACGGAAUAAAAAAUGUUGUUUUAAAAUAGAUAUAAAAUUAGGUUUUCUACAGACGCCAAGCGAAGGUAUAUACGACGUAUCAAGGAAAACCAUUCGGAGGUUUGUCCACGUCCGAUCGGAUUCAACAUAUACUCGCGCGGCUGUGCCUGGCACGAGGGGCGAUGGCGGAGGAGAAGAAGUCGCGCGUGAGCGGCACGCUGCUGCCCGUCGAGUCGGUGAAGCUCAUCGGCGAGUCCGUGGGACUCGCGCAGAUGUCGGAGGACGCAUGUCAGCUGCUCGCAGAGGAGGUUGGCUUCCGACUCAAGGAGCUGUCGCAGGAGGCGGCCAAAUUCAUGCGCCAUGGCAAGCGGAAAAAACUGAGCACAUCCGACCUCGACCACGCCCUGAAGAUACGCAACAUUGAGCCCCUGUACGGGUUCCAGUCGGCCGAGUUCAUCCCGUUCCGCUACGCGAGCGGAGGAGGGCGGGAGCUGUUCUUCUACGAGGAGCAGGAAGUGAACCUGAGCGACAUGAUCAACACGCCGCUCCCGCGCGUGCCACUCGACAUCAGCCUCAAGGCUCACUGGCUGAGCAUUGAGGGUGUUCAGCCGUCCAUUCCGGAGAACCCGCCUCCCACGCCAAAGGAGCAGCAGAAGAAGGAGGCGACGGAGCCCAUGAGGAUCAUGAAGCCCGGACAGAGCGACGGGAACCUCAAGCCUGGGCACAAGGCCUCCACGAGCGGGACCUCCGACGGCAAGGGCAAGGACAAGAGGAAGGUGCCUGCGGAGGGCGCCGCCGUGCGCGUGAAAGCGCGUGCCACGCACGAGCUCUCCGUGGAGCAGCAGCUCUACUACAAGGAGAUCACGGAGGCCUGCGUCGGCUCCUGCGAGUCCAAGCGAGCGGAAGCACUGCAGAGCAUCGCGAGCGACCCGGGGCUGUACCAGAUGCUGCCACGUUUCAGCACCUUCAUCUCUGAGGGAGUGCGCGUUAACGUCGCUCAGAACAACCUGGCUCUGCUCAUCUACCUCAUGAGGAUGACCAAGGCCCUGCUGGACAACCAGACGCUCUACCUGGAGAAAUACCUGCACGAGCUGAUCCCCGCGGUGGUGACGUGCAUCGUGAGCCGCCAGCUCUGCCUGCGCCCCGACGUGGACAACCACUGGGCCCUGCGCGACUUUGCCGCCCGCCUCAUGGCGCAGAUCUGCAAGAACUUCAGCUCCACGACGAACAACAUCCAGUCCCGCUCGACCAAGACCUUCGUGAAGAGUCUGCACGACGACAAGACGCCGUGGACCACACGCUACGGCUGCAUCGCGGGCCUGGCCGAGCUCGGCUUCGACGUGAUCAAGACGCUCGUCAUCCCGCGUCUCCCCGCCGAGGGUGACCGCAUCCGGCAGGUGCUGGAGGGCCCGGUGAUCAGCAACAUCGACAAGAUCGGGGCGCAGCACGUGCAGACGCUGCUGCUGAAGCACUGCGCGCCGGUGCUGGUGAAGCUGCGUCCGGGCCCCGACAGCGCCGAGGCCUACAAGGCGGACUAUGGGCACCUGGGCCCCCUGCUGUGCACCCACGUCACCAAGGCCCGCGUGCAGGUCAGCUCCUCCUCCUCCUCCUCCUCUCAGGGCCUGCAGCUCAACCGCUCCACGCUCACCUUCACUCACCCGCAGGUGCGUGGCGCCAUCGGUGCCCCUCACUCUCUCGCGAGCCCCCAGACGGCGCUGCCCCCCCGCUCCUCCACCAUCAUCAAGGUGCCAGGCUCAGGGGGGGGGCUCUAUUCCACGUCCCUGCAGGGGGCCAGCGACGCGUCUGGGCUGCCCCCCAAGUUCAUCGUCGUGUCGGCCCCCACCGGCCCCACACAGAUCCUGCCGAUGUCCUCCUCCACCUCGUCGCCCUCCUCCAUCUCGUCACCCGCCACCGCCUCCUCGCUGUCCUCGUCCCUGUCGGCCACGAUGGCGACGGCCGGCGGCACGCCCACCGUGGUGAAGCUGCUCGCGCCCAGCCAGAAGCUGGCGCCGGGCAUCACCGUCUCGGUGAUGCCCUCCUCCUCCUCGUCCUCCUCGUCGCCCUCCUCCUCGUCGCUCGACGUGACCGGCAAGCCGGUGACGCCGGCGCCGGCGGGGGCGUCGUCCUCGCUGGGCGUCGCGGCGAGGGGCGGUGCCGGCGGCAGCGUGCCGCAGCUCAUCGCCGUCAAGCAGGAGGGCGUCGACGGCCAGCCCAUGGUGGUGCUGCGCAAGCCGGGUGCGCCGGGACCGGCAGCAGGAGCAGCAGCAGGAGGAGCCACGAGCAACGCCGUGACGGUGACGGUGGCGGGGGUGACGGCCGCUGCCGGCGGUGGCGUUGGCGGUGCCGUUGGCGGUGUCGGCACGGCUUUGGGGACGGCGCCUGGUGGGACGGGCUCAGCGGUGCCCAAAUCGGAGCCCGGGACCACGGGCUCGGCUUAGCCCGGUACCACUGCCGUGGUGGUGGUGGUGGUGGCAGGGGAGUCGAGAUGAUAGUGAUGGUGUCUGGAUCGUAGUAGUGUUGAAUUCUCUAAAGCAGUGGAUUUACACCCACCCCCCCCC